Molecule: messenger RNA, 1112 nt
Organism: Ipomoea nil (Japanese morning glory)
Lineage: Eukaryota; Viridiplantae; Streptophyta; Magnoliopsida; Solanales; Convolvulaceae
Product: protein LIKE COV 2-like
Exons: 7
Coding region: 142-909 (255 amino acids)
Cellular component (GO): Golgi apparatus
Source: RefSeq, a predicted model, not a curated record
ACCCCAAGUUUUUACAGAAAAGACUUGCGAUCUGAUAAACCACACUUCACCUUUCCAGGAAACUACGAUCACUCUUUCUACUCCAGACAAGUCUCGUCUCGUCUCGUCAUUUUCCCAGCUGAGAUCUGCGAAGUCAAAGUAAUGGCGGAAGAGAAGGAUGCCACCUCAGUCCCGCUCAGUCAAGCCGUCGCCGACGAUCCCGAAGACCCACUCAAAUCUUCUCCGCCUUCAUCCAAUUCUUCUACCCGCAAGGCUUGUUGUUACUUUCUUCAAAGCUGGGUCUCAAAGAAGUUCAUGACUGGAUGUGUAGUACUCUUUCCUGUUGCGGUUACAUUUUUCGUGACGUGGUGGUUCAUUCAGUUUGUUGAUGGUUUUUUCAGUCCACUAUACGAACAACUUGGUUUUGACAUAUUUGGACUGGGAUUCGUGACGUCUCUACUUUUUGUAUUCUUAGUUGGUGUAUUUGUUUCAUCAUGGCUGGGUGCUACUGUUUUCUGGGUUGGGGAAUGGCUUAUAAAGCGAAUGCCAUUUGUUAAGCACAUAUAUUCAGCUUCCAAGCAAAUCAGUUCUGCAAUAUCUCCAGAUCAAAAUACAACAGCUUUUAAAGAAGUGGCAAUCAUUCGUCAUCCACGUGUGGGUGAAUAUGCAUUUGGUUUCAUAACAUCUUCAGUCAUCCUUCAGAAAGACGAUGGUGAUGAAGAAUUGUGCAGUGUGUUUGUCCCAACUAACCAUCUGUACAUUGGUGAUAUACUCCUAGUUAGCUCCAAGGACGUCAUAAGGCCAAAUUUGUCCAUCCGUGAAGGCAUAGAAAUCAUUGUUUCUGGUGGUAUGACAAUGCCGCAAGUGAUUUCUCCAGUGGAAAGGAUUGCUCGACCUAAUGAAAGAAUCCCACUUAACAGAAUAAUGUGAUUGUUGAGUGUGUGUUUGGGACGAUAUUAUGAGGUGUAUACUUGUUGACUAUGUAAGAGAUGCAAGUUUGAGAAAGAAAGGAGAGAUUUUCAUAUUGUAAUUAGUAAUGAUGUUUGGCAGCUUCCUAGGAUUAUUAUUUGUCAUCCAUUCCUGUCAAUGUUUACACUUUACACUAUUCAAGUCUCAAUUUAUUCUCUGGCAAA